Messenger RNA from Gloeophyllum trabeum ATCC 11539, 2694 nucleotides. RefSeq lists its product as uncharacterized. The transcript has 3 exons. The coding region runs from base 1 to 2694 and encodes 897 amino acids. The record is from RefSeq and is a predicted model, not a curated record. Lineage: Eukaryota; Fungi; Basidiomycota; Agaricomycetes; Gloeophyllales; Gloeophyllaceae.
AUGUACGAGAAGCGCUUUCGUGCUGAGCGCCGCAAGAACCAGCGCUGGCAGCAGAGCAAGGCUGGUCUUCAAGGACACAUCAGGCAACUCGAGACAGUCGUGCUUCCUGCGGCCUGCAAAGCAGCGGCAGAGGCAGAGAGCUUCAAGAAGGAGACAAGUCAGGGCCUGAGAGAUGCGAUAGAGCAGGUCGCGCACUUACGCAGGCAACUCCACGAGGUGCGCCGACGAAACUCCGUUCUCUGGGCGCGGGUAUGGCGCGCACCGCAGAUUCGAAGUCAUGCUGUUGAGAAGGCACGAUUGAGGGCAAAACAGUGGAAGAUGAAAGUAAAGGGGACUUACAGCAAGGGGGCACGAGUGAUGGCACGAACUCUGGUUGAGUCCGGAUGCUCUGAAGAGAAGGCGGGUGCUGUGAUCAAAGCAAUUGCCAAGUCAAUGGGAUAUCAAGUGAAAGACUCAGAGGUGAUGAGCAGACAUACUGUUGGGCGCGCAAUACAGGAAGGAGGGAUCGCUUCCCAGCUGCAACUUGUGGAUGAGUGGCGAGGAGCCAAUGGUCUGGUACUGAGCUCUGACGGCACGUUGCACCGUCACGAGAACUAUGAGGCACAUUGUGUUAGCUACUUAGCGCCACAAAGCUAUAGCAAAGGCGCCGACGUACCUCUCAUUCCAACAACAAGGAUGCUUGGUGUUCACACUACAUCGGAUCACUCAAGCAAGACACAGUUUGACUCCUGGAAACAAUCUGUUGGGGACUUAUGUGAAGUCUAUAACCAGAGCCCGAUAGCGAGCAGCUCGGGGACGGUCGUACGGGAAGUUGAUUUUGCAGCAAAGGUUACCGGGAUGAAUAGCGACCACGCCGAAGACCAAAAGAAACUCGCGCGUUACAUACAGGACUGGUCACAGUCAGCAUCUCGAUUUCUACUUGGCGAGAAGGCUCUUGAUGCGAAAACGAGUGAUGAGAUCGUGCUCCUAGUUGCCGGCGCAUUGUUGCAGAAGAUCUCGGCUGUUGGCGGACAAUUGGUCUGGGAGUCAAUGUCCGAAGAGGAUCAAUUGAAGCACAGUGCAGAAAUGCUUACGGAGCUGAAGACGACCAUAGGUUCCGAGGUAUACGAGGCACUUCCGGAAGCGCAGAAACGGGAACUCAACCUGUUCAUCUGGGUCGGAUGCUGUAUGCACAAAGAAAUGAACAGUGUCAAGGGUGGGAACACAGCGAUGACGGGCUGGUGGGCCGCUCAUGGCAUCCUCGGUCCCAUUCUGUUACCGAACAAAUUCAACACUGCAAAUCUCGCGCACCUAUCAAAUCCUUCGGAUUCGACUGAGCCGUCCGAGAAGCGUGCAUUGAAUGGCUCAAUGUUUGGUGGCGUUAAAGUGGCUGCUCUUGCUGGGCUUCUGUUCAAUCACAAGGACAACAAAAAGGGUCUCCAGGACACCUAUGUCUUGUGGUUCCGCAAGAUCCUAGGAAUUUCACACUACUUCCCGGACACCAGUAACACCCGGUUUCAAUCCCAUUGCGCUGCAGCGAUUGUAUUGAUCUUGUAUCUGAAGGAACAUAUUCAGUUCCUUGAAAUGGUUAGAGACGCCAAGAAAGAUAACUCUGGAUUCACAAAUAUCGAAAAAAAUCUCUAUUCCGCCCUUCACGAUCCUGCUACCCUAACAGAGCUUGCGGUGUUGGCUCUCUAUGCUCAGGUCAUCUCGCAUCCAUACAUGCAGGUGGUACGGGGCGGCGGUGUUGCCUCGGUUAAUGCCUUAGACUUGGGUCCAUUGCACCGGGACGUCCGAGACCAUCUGCAGAAAAUAAUUGAAGAUCCUGACCUUCUGCUGUCGCCGUCAACAACUCAUCAGGCGGCAUGCCUACACGGAGAAGAGUGGGAGUCUCCGGCGGUGAUUGCAAGAAUACAUGAAAUGGCCCCGGAGCUCCCACACCUCCGGGCCGUGUUGAUUGCAUUCUGUGAAGGCGCGCAGAAGACAUGGGAGCGCUUCAGCUCAGAGUUCAUUGAGGGAGGUAGCAUUCAUCAAGCAACUGCCGAAGAGCGAGAGCGUGUUCAUGCACCCGCCACAAACGAUGCAUGCGAAGGAGCACUGGGGAGUGCCCGCCUCAUGAUGCGGGACAAACCAAAUCUCUCGGAGCGCAAGAGGAAUGCUAUAUACAUGCACCAGAGGAACAACACGGGUGCAUAUAUGGAAACGUUGAGAUUGCAUUUCGUGAAUCACGAUUACCUCCGGCGAUCGGCUCGCAAACAAGAUUCGAGCGGCUUGGAAUGUAUUCGACGUUCCGAACUCGUAGACGCUAGGCAACGUACGGCAGACGAACAGCGAAUCAAAGCUGGGGAGAGGCAGAAGAAGCGCAAUGAUAGAGCUGCUCGCCUAGACUCAGUCAACUUUAUUCUGACUGAGGCGGGGCUUGAUGCCCUUACUGGCAAGGUAGUCGAACAGCUCCAUCUUCAAGCAGACAAGUGGCUGGCAUCAAAACUCAGGCAUCUCAUUACGAAGAAAAAGAAGGACAUGAAGUCGAAGAGUGCGCUCCUCGCGGAGCUAAAGGAGGUCAUCGGCCGUUACAGCGCGCUUCCCGAAUGUGAUCGCCUCCUUAUACUACAAAGUCCUGCGGUGUCCACCAAUGCGCCGGGGACUUAUGAAGCAGUUUUGGAUGAUGAUACUCCGGAUGAUGUUGAGCUAGAGUAUGAAUCAGAUCUUGGAUAA